UUUCCUACUUUCUUCCAUUUUUCUAACUUGUCGCUUAAGUUGACGCCAACUGAAAAGAAAAGCUUCAGCGACUCUGCUAUAGCAAAAGCAAAUCCAAGGAAAUGGCGAGGUACGACAGAGCGAUCACGGUGUUCUCGCCGGACGGUCAUUUGUUCCAAGUGGAAUAUGCUCUAGAAGCCGUCCGCAAAGGCAACGCCGCCGUCGGAGUCCGUGGCACCGACAUCGUCGUGCUCGGUGUCGAGAAAAAAUCCACCGCCAAGCUCCAGGACUCUAGAACGGUUAGGAAGAUUGUGAACUUGGAUGAUCACAUUGCGUUGGCAUGUGCUGGACUCAAAGCAGAUGCUCGCGUUCUCAUAAAUAGGGCUCGGAUUGAAUGUCAAAGCCACAGGCUGACUGUUGAAGAUCCAGUUACUGUCGAGUAUAUCACUCGAUUCAUUGCAGGACUUCAACAGAAGUAUACUCAAAGUGGAGGUGUUAGGCCGUUUGGUCUCUCAACGCUGAUUGUGGGCUUUGAUCCCUAUACUGGUGUACCGUCACUUUAUCAGACAGACCCAUCAGGGACAUUUUCUGCUUGGAAAGCUAAUGCAACUGGGAGAAACUCUAACUCGAUUAGAGAGUUUCUAGAGAAGAACUAUAAGGAAACCUCUGGACAAGAAACCAUUAAGCUUGCAAUUCGUGCUUUGCUUGAGGUUGUUGAGAGUGGGGGAAAGAACAUCGAAGUUGCUGUGAUGACAAAGGAACAUGGUCUGCGGCAGCUUGAUGAGGCUGAAAUUGAUGCCAUUGCAGCUGAGAUUGAAGCAGAGAAGGCAGCAGCUGAGGCUGCAAAGAAGGCCCCUCCAAAAGAAACAUGAAACAGCAAGUGUUGACAUCCUUUUACUUUUCUAUCCUUUUUUUUAGGGGGGGUUGUUUGGGGUUUUUUCUGGUUGACUUUUGAUGUAUUCAGCCCACUUUCACCCGUUUGAGCUUCAUUAUACACAUCAUGGAGUUAUCAUCCAUUGUUGGUAUUUUAUUUGACUUUGGAUAUUUAAAUUAUGAAUUUUCAACACUGUCCCAGACGUUGAAGCUAUUUCUGCAAA
Molecule: messenger RNA, 1076 nt
Organism: Theobroma umbraticum
Lineage: Eukaryota; Viridiplantae; Streptophyta; Magnoliopsida; Malvales; Malvaceae
Gene: PAD2
Product: proteasome alpha subunit D2
Biological process (GO): ubiquitin-dependent protein catabolic process
Cellular component (GO): proteasome core complex; proteasome core complex, alpha-subunit complex
Source: RefSeq, a predicted model, not a curated record